Molecule: messenger RNA, 446 nt
Organism: Protobothrops mucrosquamatus (brown spotted pit viper)
Lineage: Eukaryota; Metazoa; Chordata; Lepidosauria; Squamata; Viperidae
Product: phosphoacetylglucosamine mutase
Biological process (GO): UDP-N-acetylglucosamine biosynthetic process; hemopoiesis
Molecular function (GO): phosphoacetylglucosamine mutase activity
Source: RefSeq, a predicted model, not a curated record
ACGGUUGGUGAUGCUCUCUCCGACAUGCUUGUGAUUGAAGCCAUCUUGGUGCUGAAGAACCUCACAAUUGCACAGUGGGAUGCUCUGUACACGGAUCUUCCAAACCGACAGCUCAAAGUGAAGGUUGCCGAUAGGCGAGUCAUCAGCACGACAGAUGCUGAAAGACGAGCAAUUGCACCUCCAGGGCUGCAGGAAAAAAUCGACCAUCUGGCUGAGAAGUUUAAAUUGGCUCGGGCAUUUGUUCGUCCAUCUGGAACAGAAGACAUAGUCAGAGUCUAUGCCGAAGCUGACUCCCAGGAGAACGCAGAUAAACUUGCCCAUGAAGUCAGCUUGGCUGUCUACCAUUUAGCUGGUGGAUUUGGAGACCCACCCAAGGCUGUUUGAUGAAAUGUCAUGCUUGGAUCUGAAUCAUGAAAUUUUGUCAUAUAAAACCUUUACUAGCUGAA